Messenger RNA from Monopterus albus (swamp eel), 2774 nucleotides. It is a transcript of the gene tyr, whose product is annotated as tyrosinase. The record is from RefSeq and is a predicted model, not a curated record. Gene Ontology annotation, biological process: melanin biosynthetic process; pigmentation. NCBI's taxonomy places the organism in Eukaryota, Metazoa, Chordata, Actinopteri, Synbranchiformes, Synbranchidae. Gene Ontology annotation, molecular function: tyrosinase activity. The transcript has 5 exons. The coding region runs from base 1 to 1623 and encodes 540 amino acids.
AUGAGGAGCCUGUGUGUGUCUGUAGUUCUGCUGCAGUUCUUUGAGACUUGUUUAAGUCAAUUCCCUCGUCCAUGUGCCAACUCAGAGGGACUACAGACUAAAGAGUGCUGCCCAGUGUGGGAUGGAGACGGCUCAGCCUGUGGUGCCCUGUCAGGCCGUGGUUUCUGCACUGAGGUGUUGGUCUCAGAUGAGCCCCAUGGUCUCCAGUACCCACACAGUGGGAUUGAUGACAGGGAGCGCUGGCCUUUAGUUUUCUUUAACCGGACGUGCCGUUGCGCUGGAAACUACGGAGGUUUUAACUGUGGAGAAUGCAGGUUUGGUUACUGGGGUCCAAACUGUGCUGAGUACAGGGAAUCAGUGCGCAGGAACAUCCUGACCCUGUCAACUGCUGAGCAACAGAAGUUCAUCUCUUAUCUAAACCUGGCUAAAAACACCAUCAGCCGUGACUACGUUAUCGCCACAGCAACAAGAGCAGAGAUGGGCGAAAACGGUGAGAAUCCCAUGUUCUCUGACAUCAGCACCUAUGACCUGUUUGUCUGGAUGCACUACUAUGUGUCCCGGGACACCUUCUUGGGAGGACCAGGAAAUGUGUGGAGGGACAUUGACUUUGCCCAUGAAUCUGCAGCAUUUCUGCCCUGGCACAGAGUCUUCUUGCUGUACUGGGAGAACGAGAUAAGGAAGCUGACGGGAGAUCUUAACUUCACUAUCCCAUACUGGGACUGGAGGGAUGCCCAGUCCUGUGAGGUGUGCACUGAUGCUCUGAUGGGUGGACGCAGCCCUCUGAAUCCCAACCUCAUCAGCCCUUCUUCUGUCUUCUCUUCAUGGAAGGUGAUCUGCACCCAGCCAGAGGAGUACAACAGCCGAGAGGCACUGUGUAACGCUACAGGGGAGGGUCCGCUGUUGCGUAACCCGGGAAACCAUGAUCAGAACCGGGUACCCCGAAUCCCCACAGCAGCUGAUGUGGAGUUCACUGUGGGUCUCCCUGAGUACGAGACAGGGCCUAUGGACCGGUCGGCAAACAUGAGUUUUAGAAAUGUUCUAGAAGGAUUUGCCAGUCCAGUCACAGGUAUGGCAGUGUCAGGACAGAGCACCAUGCACAACUCCUUGCAUGUCUUCAUGAAUGGCUCCAUGUCCUCAGUGCAGGGUUCAGCCAAUGACCCUAUUUUCCUGCUGCACCAUGCUUUCAUUGACAGCAUAUUUGAGCGCUGGCUCAGAACCCACCGGCCUGCACGGACCAGCUACCCACGUGCCAAUGCUCCCAUUGGCCACAAUGACGGUUACUACAUGGUGCCCUUCCUGCCUCUCUAUAGAAACGGAGACUACUUCCUGUCCAACAAGGCUCUAGGAUAUGAGUACGCCUACCUGUUGGACCCUGGUCAGAGGUUUGUCCAGGAGUUCCUGACACCCUACCUCCAGCAGGCCCAGCAGAUCUGGCAGUGGCUCCUAGCUGCUGGGAUCCUCGGGGCUCUGAUCACUGCAGUCAUUGCUGCAUUGCUUGUUGUUGCCAGACGGAAGUGGAAGCGCAGUCAGAGGAGGAAGAGGGCGCUAAACUACGAAGAGAGACAGCCCCUACUACAGAGCAGCUCGGAGGAAGGUUCAGCCUCAUAUCAAACUCCUCUGUAACACACACAGAGUUUUAUGAAGCUGAAACAGUAAACAAAAUUUUUGAUUAUCUAAGUCAUUUUCAUUUUAAAGGUUUUUUGACUCUUUAAAGUUUUUAGGCAACACAAAUCUCCACUCAUGUCCACAGUAUCUGGGUAGUGACAGAAGGCAGGGGCAGAUUUAAGGGUUCGCACUAUUUAAGACAACACGGUACAUCAGUGUUCGAAUGGAAAUGUUAUACACCACGCAGACUAAUCUCUUGUGGGUACUUGAACUGUAAUUUGUGUCAGGUCAAAUCCUUGGAGUACAUUUACUGUGUACUACUGCAAGCUACUCAGCGGACAAUGACAAAUGACAGCAAGCGAAUCAGUAAAAAACAGUUUCCUUGGUAACUUACUAUUACACUGAUAGGGUCAUUUAUUUCAGGGUGAUUCUGUCACAGGAUAUAUACUGAAAGAAUUCCAAAUAAUCCCUCUGACAACAACUCAAAGAUAUUUUAGGAGGAAAGAGUAUUUUAGAUCCUUUUAAGAAACUGCAGUGACUGCUGAAGUUAAAGUCAAAAUCACACUAUUUGCUUCAUACUGUACAAACACAUAUCAUAAAACUUGCUCCCUAAUUAUCUCAGGCUCAACCUUAAGAAAAUGCAUUAUUUCAGAAUUACUAGAGGAACUAAGGACCAAACUGCUUUGAUUUGAGCAUCUUUUUAAACAAUUUGUCUUUGAGCACAAACCUCUGCUCUGAUUUACAGACAAGAAAACAUUAACUAAACCUGCAACAGUCUCUUGUGUGUUAGCAGUGGUGCUAAAGGACAAUAGCACGACAUAAUGCCUGCAAAGAAAUGUAGGUGGUACCACGAGAACAGAGAUCAUUCAUGACUUUAUACAUGCUGUAUUAAAAUGAGACUUGACCCUGAUUUUCUCUGCGAUUUUUCUGCACGAGUGUUGACUUCGGUGUUUAUGGUUGUCAAACAUCAGAUGCAUGUUUUAUUGCUAGUGUGAAUAACAACCAACUGUUGUCUUUCAUUUAGCCUCAUAGAUGUAGUGAUGAUUUAGUUAGGAGAGUGCAGUACUGCUGCAUGUCUAGCUAAAGUAAACAGUCAACGUCUGUCAAAAUAAGACAUGUUUCUAAAAAAUACAUGUGUGACAGUUAAAUAUGGGUCAUAACAUAAAUAA